AUGCCCUCCACCAAGUCCAUGGCAGCUAUGCUGCUCUCCGCCAUGACAUUGGCACCCGCCUUGGCCAACCCUAUUGCGGCCCCAAUGCCAACCGCCGCACCAAGCUCUGUCGAGGUUGAAUCUGCCUUUGUCGAGCGCAACAUUGAGAAGCGUGCUGCAACCUGUACCUUCAGUGGCUCUCUCGGUUACUCCUCCGCCAGCAAUUCUAAGGCAUCAUGCUCAACUAUCAUCCUCAAGGAAUUGACUGUCCCCGGUGGUGUCACUCUUGACAUGACCGGUCUCCCUGAUGAUACUACCGUCAUCUUCCAAGGAGAGACAUCAUUCGCUUUCAAGGAGUGGGAAGGACCACUUUUCGCCGUCAGUGGAAACAACGUCAAGGUCGCAGGAUCUAACGCCGACACUGCCAUUCUUAACGGAAAUGGUGCUUCUUACUGGGACGGUGAGGGUGGAAGCGGUGGCAAGACUAAGCCAAAGUUCUUCCAAGCCCACGACUUGACCAAUUCGCUUAUUGGGAAUCUUACCAUUCUCAACCCACCUGUUCAGGUUUUCAGUAUUAACAGUGUUUCAAACCUUGAAUUGGCUUACAUCACUGUCGAUGCUUCCGCCGGUGAUGCUUUGGCCAAGAACACCGAUGCUUUUGACAUCGGUUCUUCCGACCAGGUUAUCAUUGAGUACGCCACUGUCUACAAUCAAGAUGAUUGCGUUGCUAUCAACUCUGGAAGCCACAUUACCUUCAAGAAUGGUUACUGCUCGGGUGGCCACGGUCUUUCCAUCGGAUCCGUAGGAGGACGUUCUAACAACACCGUCGAUACUGUCUCUUUCCUCGACUCCACUGUCACGAAGUCUGUCCAAGCUAUCCGUAUCAAGACUAUCGCCGGUGACACCGGACUUGUCAACAACGUCGAGUACGAUGGCAUCACCAUGAGCAGCAUCUCCAAAUACGGUAUCCUCAUCGAGCAAAACUACAAUGGUGGUGAUCUUCACGGAGACCCUGGCACCGGUGUCCCCAUUACCGACUUGACCAUCAAGAACAUUGUCGGUACCGGCGCUGUCGCCUCUUCCGGAAACGAUGUCGUUGUUGUCUGCGGUAGUACCUCUUGCAAGUCCUGGACUUGGUCUUCUGUUGCCGUUACUGGUGGUAAGAAAUACGCUUCUUGUCAGAACGUCCCAACUGUUGUUGGUGCUUGCUCUUAA
Botrytis byssoidea is the source of this 1194-nucleotide messenger RNA. RefSeq lists its product as uncharacterized. Gene Ontology annotation, molecular function: polygalacturonase activity. Gene Ontology annotation, cellular component: extracellular region. Gene Ontology annotation, biological process: pectin catabolic process. Bases 1 to 1194 code for a protein of 397 amino acids. Lineage: Eukaryota; Fungi; Ascomycota; Leotiomycetes; Helotiales; Sclerotiniaceae. The transcript is spliced from 3 exons. The record is from RefSeq and is a predicted model, not a curated record.